Molecule: messenger RNA, 1005 nt
Organism: Ornithodoros turicata
Lineage: Eukaryota; Metazoa; Arthropoda; Arachnida; Ixodida; Argasidae
Exons: 4
Coding region: 81-926 (281 amino acids)
Biological process (GO): protein localization to plasma membrane
Cellular component (GO): apical plasma membrane
Molecular function (GO): protein-membrane adaptor activity; protein binding
Source: RefSeq, a predicted model, not a curated record
GACUGUAAAAUAAAGCGCUUACGUGGAAUUUCUUACAGGUAAAGCAAAGCAAGACUCAAGUAAACGUUAGCGACUCCUUCAUGAACACCUCUGGGAUGACAACUUCUGGGAUCGAUUACCAGGCCACUACACCAGGACAAUCGUCCCUUCAAACCGCAUUCAGCUCCAUGGACGGGAAGGAUGGCCAUCCGCCCGGUGCCGAAAAGAUUGACCUCAUCCUCUUCAGAAAGAAAAAGUUCAACAAGUACUGGAGCUUCGGGUUUUCCCUGCGAAGGGCUGAGGGUGAAGCCGCCAACAGUUACUUCGUAUAUGUGGACAAAGUAACCGCCGAUAGUCCGGCCGACCGGUCGCAGUUACUCCCAUUGGACGUCGUGCUUUCCGUGAACAGCACACCAGUGGACGAUGUGCCGCUCGGAAGAGUGCAAAAGAUGAUCGGCAGUUCGGGAGACCAGCUUGUGCUUUCGGUGAUGGCUUCCAGUGUCUACCGGCUACUGACUACACGUCGAGAUGUCAUGGGCGUUUUGAAGAUGGCUGCCAAAGAUACCGUAGUACUGGCUGGAGUACCCACGCUGUGCACGGGCAACCAACCUUAUGGAUUGGACAUUGCUGAUGUGAAGGUCUGGAACGAGGACACCAAACAAUACACCAGGGUCUUCGUGCUGAUGCACGUCAAUUCGACGCCCGUGAACAACCGGAAGCUCUUCCCUGGAGACGUGAUGACACACGUGGACGGUGCGUCUCUGGACGGUCUCUCCAAGGAUGAGGUCAUGCGUGUGCUGCAGACGGGCAAUAACCAGGUGACCAUCAACGUCGUGGCGUGUUCGCCCUUUCGUCAGAAGCGUCUCAGGAUCAGCAAACUGAACGAGACUGCAAUUACAGAUGCGAAUAUUCUGAGCAAAUCGACUGCUGCAGAUAUAGAGACGUGAAUACGAGACGUCAAAACAACUUUAUAGCAAUACAGCGUUCGAUGAGUGAAUAUAAGUGAAAGUAUACUGUAUAAGUAUA